AUGGGCGGAGGCGGCCCGCGGCGGCUCGGUGCGCUGCCGCUGCUGGCGCUGGCGCUUUUGGCGGCACAGGGCAGCGCGGCCCCGCUGCAGCCGGGCAGCUCCCCCACCAUCUCCAAGAUCUACCCCCGCGGCAGCCACUGGGCUGUGGGACAUUUAAUGGGGAAAAAGAGCACGGGAGAUUUUCCUUAUGUUUACGAGGAAGACAACCAGCCCCCGUUUUCAGCAUUACCUGAGAAUAUCAAGCAGCUGGAAGACUAUAUGCAGUGGGAAGAAAUCUCAAAAUACUUGCUGCGGCUGCUGGAAGGGAAUGAAAACAAAAGCGCUCACUUUUUAAAAAGGGGGCUUCCCUGGUAUGCCAGGAAGAGCUGGGAGAGAGAUGACACCAGCAGCUGGAAAGAGAUGAUGGAUUAUCUGUUUCAAGUUGUGAAUACGAAAGAGAGUGCUCCGAGCUGA
Molecule: messenger RNA, 453 nt
Organism: Indicator indicator
Lineage: Eukaryota; Metazoa; Chordata; Aves; Piciformes; Indicatoridae
Gene: GRP
Product: gastrin releasing peptide
Exons: 3
Coding region: 1-453 (150 amino acids)
Biological process (GO): neuropeptide signaling pathway
Molecular function (GO): neuropeptide hormone activity
Source: RefSeq, a predicted model, not a curated record